This is a messenger RNA of Oldenlandia corymbosa var. corymbosa, 1380 nucleotides long. NCBI's taxonomy places the organism in Eukaryota, Viridiplantae, Streptophyta, Magnoliopsida, Gentianales, Rubiaceae. The record is from the annotation of a GenBank genome assembly.
AUGUCUUUUCCGGGUCCCUUCGAUCUGAAUAUAUUCUGGUCUAGUGAUCGAUCAUGUUGGGGAUAUGGGGAGAAGUUAUUUACGCCCGAUGCAACAGUUCGUAUCGAUCGAGUGUGGAGUUUCUCUGAACUUGAUAAUUAUGUACACAGGCUGUUAGAAUCUGAGAACCAACAAAUACUUCAUCUGGAAUAUGUUUUAGUCUGCACAUAUGAGUACGGCAGAAGGGGGCAAGCGCCCAUAAGAGACGACGAGUCAAUGUCAUGGAUUUACCGAGGUGCCCAUUUGCGUCCAGCAUUGUACGUAGAGGUUGCAGAUGAACCUGUUCAAGAUGUUGGGGAAGGAACUACUGGUGGUCAGUAUGAGGGUGCAGGGAGUAGUGGUAUUGGUGGUACCAAUGAAGAUGACGAUGACACAGAAGAUGAUGUACAUGGGAACAGUGACGAGGAGUAUGUGCCAUCCGAUGAGUCUGAUGAUGAUUACAGUGACCAUGACGCAUCUUCAGUAGUAAUUUCUAUUUUUGACGACAUCAGUGACAUGGACAAGUCUGAACUGGAUGAGGAUUCUGAUGGGAUCACAAUGUGGGACGGUAAUUGGCAGACGGUUAGACAUGGUGUACAUUUUGCUAACAAGAAAGAGACUAACAAGUUGUUUCAGGAAAACAUAGAUGAAAUUGACAAAUGCCAUUCACCCCUCGCGACGAAUCCCAUGAAACGGUAUGAGGAUUACCGUAUACAUCAGAUGGGUCACGAGGUUACCAGAUUCAGCAAGAGGAAUCAGAAGUACCAAGUGGUCACGUACUCACCACCUGAUCGGCCAUGGAAGGGUGGAAAUAUCCAUGAGGUAAACUACGCCGCCAGGAUGUGCACAUGUAACAAGUGGCAGACAUACAGGUUUCCUUGUUCCCAUGCGCUUGCUGUUGCUAGGUAUCUACGUCAUGAUCCAUUACCACUUUUUGAUUCAUUUUAUAGUAGGGAACAAUGGGCUAUUCAGUUUUCUGGAGAAUUCAACCCAGUCCUUCAACCAUGGCCACAAGCGACGUGGCAUCUGAGGCCUGAUGAUACAUUACUCGUACACCAUGCUGGCCCAGGUCGGAAGCGUGUGAAUCGAAAGAAAGGACUUAUGGAUUAUACGAAAAAAUUUGGUAACAAGAGAGUUCAAGUUUGUGGUCGAUGUCAUCAAGAAGGCCAAAAUGCCAGUGCAUGCGUAGUUGAGAAAGUUUGCGCGCGAUGUGGAGGAUUUGAUCAUGAUACCUUCAACUGCGCAUUCUCACAUCCAUCUUCAGACAGGACUCCUUUGAAUCAUUCUUACGAUCGAUAUGGAAUGCAUGGUGUACCCCAUAUGCAGACUGAUGAUUCUGAUGAUCAAUCUGCAGAAUUCUGA